UAAAUCUUCUUCCGACGACGAGGGGAUUUCGUCUUAGGUCACAGGAGAUAAUCUUCCGACAAGAUAUAUUUUCCAGACACGACUGAAUCUCUUCAUCUUGGUAUCACUUGGCAAAGAGAAUGGCGGGAUAUAAUUUGAAGUCGUGGGUUUCGGACAAACUGAUGGUGGUACUAGGCUAUUCGCAACCUGCUGUCGUUGAGUAUCUCACUGCAAUGGCUAAAAAUUCAAGAUCAGCUUCUGAGCUAGUGCCUGAGUUGUUGGAUUACGGGUUUUCAUCCGGUGAUGCUCUUGAGUUUGCACAAGACAUUUGUGCCAGGGUUCCCCGUAAAGCUGCUGGUGUGAAUAUCUAUCAGCAAGAGGAAGCAGAGGCAGCAAGGAUAGCGAAAAAGCAAAAAACUUUUAUGCUUUUACAUGCAGAUGUUGAUGAAGUCUCUGUGGAGAAAAAAUCUUCUGAAUCUAGAAGGCCUGACAGAGGCAAUAAAAAUAUUAGAAAGAAAAGUGUGAAAUCAGAAGAUGAAGAUGACAAGGACAAUGCGCAGGUGGAUGUUAUAGAAGACGAUAGGCGUGUUAUGGGAAGGGUAUCCGAAGAGGAGGGCUCAGAGUCAGAAGAGGAUAGAUUACAAGACCGGAGGGAGAGAGAGGAACUGGAACAACAUAUCAGAGAAUGUGAUACCAAACGGACACGAAGGUUAUCAGAGCCCAGCAUAUCGAAAAAAGAGAAAGAAGAGGCUAUUCGAAGAGCCAAAGCUUUGGAAAGCGAUGACAUUGCGUCGUUAAGAAAAGCCUCAAGACAAGAGUAUUUGAAGAAAAGGGAACAGCAAAAAUUGGAAGAACUGAAGGAUGAGAUAGCAGAUGAGCAAUAUCUGUGUGGGAGUGAAAAGCUCACUGAAAUAGAAACUGACCAAAUUAGAUACAAGAAAGAGCUCUACAAUCUUGUGAUCAAAAGAACACAUGAAGACGAUAAUGCUGAUGAGUAUAUUAUGCCAGAUGCUUAUGAUCAAGAUGGAGGCGUUAAUCAGGAGAAGAGAUUCUCUGUUGCUGCACAUCGAUACAAGGAUAUGGAAGCAGCUCAAAAAAUGAACCCCUUUGCUGAGCAAGAAGCUUGGGAGGAUCAUCAAAUUAGAAAAGCAACAUUAAAAUUUGGUGCAAAGAACAAAGAAGCCUCCGAUGAUUAUCAGUUUGUAUUCGAGGAUCACAUAGACUUCAUAAAGGCAUCUGUGUUGGCUGGUGAAAAUUAUGAAGAUGAGAUGCUUCCAAUAGCAGGUCAAAAUCUUUCGAGAAAAUCAGCUUUUGAGAUGCUUCAGGAGGAGAGAAAAACUCUGCCAAUUUAUUCGUACCGUGAUCAACUGCUGAAGGCUAUUGAAGAUCAUCAGGUUCUUGUCAUUGUGGGGGAUACUGGUUCAGGAAAGACUACACAAAUACCACAAUAUCUUCACGAAGCUGGUUACACAAAGCAUGGGAAGGUUGGCUGUACGCAGCCUCGAAGAAUUGCAGCUAUGAGUGUAGCUGCGCGUGUUGCUCAUGAGAUGGGUGUCAAACUUGGUCACGAGGUUGGAUAUUCUGUUCGAUUCGAGGAUUGUACUUCAGAGAAAACGGUCCUGAAGUAUAUGACUGAUGGAAUGUUGUUGCGUGAGCUACUUGGAGAACCAGAUUUGGCGAGUUACAGCGUCAUUAUUGUGGAUGAGGCGCAUGAAAGAACUCUGUCAACCGACAUACUAUUUGGAUUAGUCAAGGAUAUGGCACGGCUUCGACCAGAAUUGAAAUUAUUGAUAUCCAGUGCAACAAUGGAUGCAGAGAAAUUUUCUAAUUAUUUUGAUGCUGCUCCAAUCUUUAUCUUCCCAGGAAGAAGGUUUCCGGUUGACAUUAGCUUUGUAGCUGCACCUGAAGCUGAUUAUAUGGAUGCCGCACUAGUGACUGUUCUUCAGAUACAUGUUAGUGAGCCACUUGGAGAUAUUUUGGUCUUCCUUCCCGGCCAAGAGGAAAUUGAAAAUGUAGAAGAGACGUUGAAGAACAAGAUUAGAGGUUUCGGUACAAAGAUUCGGGAACUUAUAAUAUGCCCGAUCUAUGCAAACCUUCCAAGCGAAAUGCAAGCAAAAGUAUUUGAACCAACACCUGAAGGGGCUCGUAAGGUAGUUCUAGCAACAAAUAUUGCUGAAACAUCACUUACCAUUGAUGGUAUCAAGUAUGUCGUCGAUCCAGGGUUUUGUAAGAUCAAAUCGUAUAACCCAAGAAAUGGUAUGGAAUCUUUGCUUGUGACUCCUAUCUCCAAGGCUUCGGCGACGCAACGAACUGGCCGAGCUGGAAGAACAGGCCCAGGGAAGUGUUUUCGGCUGUAUACAGCUUACAAUUUCCAGAAUGACAUGGAGGAUAAUACGGUGCCAGAAAUACAAAGGACAAAUCUUGCUAGUGUGGUACUUGGUUUGAAGAGUCUUGGAAUUGAUGAUCUGUUGAACUUUGAUUUCAUGGACCCUCCCCCUGCUGAAGCUCUUGUUAAGGCUUUGGAACUACUCUUUGCUCUGGGUGCCCUAAAUAAAUUAGGUGAACUGACCAAAGUUGGGAGAAAGAUGGCUGAGUUUCCCCUUGAUCCUAUGUUGUCGAAAAUGAUUGUUGUUUCUGAGAAGUACAUGUGCUCUGAUGAGAUAAUCUCUAUUGCUGCUAUGUUGUCUGUGGGAAGUUCCAUCUUCUACCGUCCCAAGGACAAGCAAGUUCAUGCUGACAAUGCAAGGAUGAAUUUCCACACCGGAAAUGUCGGAGAUCACAUUGCUUUGCUAAAGGUAUAUAGUUCGUGGAAGGAAACAAACUACUCGACUCAGUGGUGCUACGAGAACUACAUUCAGGUCCGGAGCAUGAAAAGAGCCAGAGAUAUCCGUGACCAAUUGGAGGGACUUCUCGAGAGAGUGGAAAUUAAAGUCAGCACUAACUUCAACAACUUGGAUUUAGUAAGGAAGUCCAUCGUAGCAGGUUUCUUCCCACAUUCUGCUAAGCUACAGAAGAAUGGAUCAUAUCGAACUGCAAAGCAUCCCUUGACAGUGCAUAUAUAUCCCAGCUCAGGCUUAUCUCAAGUUCUACCAAGGUGGGUUGUAUACCAUGAACUUGUCCUUACCUCUAAGGAAUAUAUGCGACACGUAACUGAGCUAAACCCAAAUUGGUUGGUUGAGAUAGCUCCUCACUACUAUCAGCUUAAGGAUGUUGAAGAUGGUGCAUCCAAAAAAUUGCCUAAGUCAAUUGGACGAGCUCCAGCGUAAGGACUUCACUUGUCAUGAUCCUUUUUCAUGUGUCCAAUUCACCGCUUCUCUAACUCUACUGAUGUUUUGUUAUUUUUCAAGUUGUCUCUAAUGCUAAUUAUCUCGUGAUGCUACUAUAUCUGUCAUUGUAGAUCGACAUGAGCAUGGUCUUUUGGUCACUUGUAUAGAUACUUUUAAAGGUUAUUUUAGUCAUUAAUCUACUACACUAAUCACCAAAAAGUUAAAUUUUCUAUCU
Messenger RNA from Arabidopsis lyrata subsp. lyrata, 3480 nucleotides. RefSeq names its product pre-mRNA-splicing factor ATP-dependent RNA helicase DEAH1-like. The transcript has 28 exons. Gene Ontology annotation, cellular component: intracellular anatomical structure; catalytic step 2 spliceosome. The record is from RefSeq and is a predicted model, not a curated record. The coding region runs from base 120 to 3245 and encodes 1041 amino acids. Gene Ontology annotation, molecular function: RNA binding; ATP binding. Lineage: Eukaryota; Viridiplantae; Streptophyta; Magnoliopsida; Brassicales; Brassicaceae.